Molecule: messenger RNA, 549 nt
Organism: Fraxinus pennsylvanica
Lineage: Eukaryota; Viridiplantae; Streptophyta; Magnoliopsida; Lamiales; Oleaceae
Source: the annotation of a GenBank genome assembly
AUGCUCAUCCAGUACUGGCAUGAGACGAAGGUCGCCAGGGAAAAUCCAAUCAUGAACCUGACGAUAAUAUAUCCGGCUGGGUCUGACACGAAUGACAUGCAGAAGACGGUCGGAGUUGACAACUUGAUUACAAAUGCGCAGCCAUAUCGUGGCCCGAGCAGAUCACAAACUGCCCCCAUUGCAAGUCUGGAAAAUAUACUUCCCGAAACAGAAGCCACUCCAGCAUUUCCAAUAUCAAUUUUCUUGAGAUUCAGGUUGUCCCGGAUAAUUGGAACAAGUGGUGCCGCUGCAAAAGUGGACACAAAACAGGUAGGUCGAAUUUUGCUGUCGUAUCAGUCGGGACUAUCGGGGAAGCCACGGAGAAGGCGAGAACAGGUUCUCGGUCGGCGACUCCACGCAUGGAGCUUCCAAGGGACCCUUCAAUAUUCCGCAGAUCUUCACAAAUGCAGUCCACUAGCAGAUCAAAGCCUAGUAACAUUGAUGAUGAUUCUUGAGGACUGUAUUUCUCACGAGGUGGUUGUGGUCCCUUUAGUUAAAGAUGUACACUAG